GCAGCCCGACAUUGAGCUCCCAGCCGCGAUACGCCAGUCGCCGCGCGACACUGGGAUCCCGCCGCCGUGUGCGGGGCCAGGGAGCGGGGGGGCCGCGCGGCUCCGUCCCUUGGUCCGUACCGUGCCCCUGCGGUAUAGGGGAACGGGGGGCGCUGCCGCUCUCGGUGAUUGAUCCGCCUCUCCGAGCCCGGAGUAAGAUGCUCGCCCGCUCGCUGCAGGAUGAGGCGUGACUGAAAGGACCCGUCCCCGCUGGAAGAGGGAGCGGCGCCCCGCGUCUCCACGGCCGGUCGGGGGGCCUCUCUCUGCGGGGGAUGUGCCACCGGUGCUCCCCCAUAGCUGCUGCUGCCGCCGCGCUCUGGGAGCCUCAUGCCCCCGCCGGUGAAACGGCUUGCUCCGCCUCCGCCUGCUGCUCGGGAAAAUGAAUCGAUACCCCCCAUCCUGCUGCUGCUGCCGCCGGCGGGGGUGUUAAAGGGAGAGGCGGCGGGCAGCGCUGCGCAUAACGGCGGCCGCAUCCCGCGCUGCACCUGACAUACCCCGAGCUCGCGCUGUCCUGGGGCUUUGCUUACCCGGGGGAUAAACGCUGCUGCAGGGUCCCUCGCCCCCGUGGGAGGCGAGCGUCUCCCCUUCUCCCCGCGCAAGGAGAGUCUGGCUGGCUGUGGGGAGGGGAUUUGCUGUCUGCUGCUACUUCCGAGGCCAUCUCCUCUGGCAGCGGGCUGGAGUUACUCUAGGGCUGGAGAUACAAGAGAAGACCGUGCUGAGAGAGGAUAUGGGAGAAACCCCUCUCGGGCUUCUUCCUUAGGACGCUUCGUCUCCUUCUCCUUCCAAAGGGGAUUGUGAUUUCUUUGGGUACAACCCCACAUGCCUAUGGACUCCCGUUGUGGUAGGCGCUGACCCGCUAGGGCAGUGCUUAAGCCCUGCUAAUAGGAGCGCGGGGCCACUUGGAUUUCUCUGAAACGCCUGGGAUAUUCAAGCAGGGAAACGUGGUGACCCAGACUCGUGUCAGCAUCAAUAAGGGAACGUCGGACUCGGACCAGAGGGGUAUAGAACCAACAGCGUGGUGGAGAGGCGAGGAAAAUCCUCUGGGAAUCGUCUAUUGAGCAACUUCGGUGCAAGUCUCCGUUGGGCAUCAUGGGGGAACAACCCAUCUUCAGCACCCGAGCUCAUGUCUUCCAGAUUGACCCAAACACUAAGAAGAACUGGGUUCCCACCAGCAAGCAUGCUGUUACUGUGUCCUACUUCUAUGACAGCACAAGAAAUGUCUAUAGGAUAAUCAGCUUGGAUGGCUCAAAGGCAAUAAUUAAUAGCACUAUCACCCCCAACAUGACAUUUACUAAAACAUCCCAGAAGUUUGGCCAGUGGGCAGACAGCAGGGCGAAUACUGUCUAUGGCUUGGGAUUUUCCUCUGAACAUCAUCUUUCAAAAUUUGCAGAAAAAUUUCAGGAAUUCAAAGAAGCUGCACGAUUAGCAAAGGAGAAAUCCCAAGAAAAGAUGGAGCUAACAAGUACACCUUCACAGGAAUCAGCAGGAGGGGACAUUCAAUCUCCUUUAACACCAGAAAGCAUUAAUGGAACAGAUGAUGAAAGAACAACUCCAGAAGUGACACAGAACUCGGAACCAAGGGCUGAACCAACCCAGAAUGCAUUGCCAUUUACACAUAGUUCGACAAUCAGCAAGCACUGGGAGGCAGAACUGGCCACACUUAAGGGUAACAAUGCCAAGCUCACAGCAGCUCUGCUGGAGUCCACUGCCAAUGUAAAACAAUGGAAACAACAGCUUGCUGCAUAUCAGGAGGAAGCAGAACGUCUACAUAAGCGGGUGACUGAGCUGGAGUGUGUGAGCAGUCAAGCAAAUGCAGUCCAUACACAUAAAACAGAAUUAAACCAGACAAUACAGGAAUUAGAAUCCACAUUGAAGAAGAAAGAAGAGGAAAUAGAAAGAUUGAAACAAGAAAUUGAUAAUGCCAGAGAGCUUCAGGCACAGAGGGAUGCUUUGACCCAGAAGCUCCAGGAAGUAGAAAUUCGAAACAAGGACCUGGAAGGACAGCUGUCUGAUCUAGAGCAACGUCUGGAGAAAAGUCAGAAUGAGCAAGAAGCUUUUCGCAAUAACUUGAAGACACUUUUAGAAAUUCUUGAUGGAAAAAUCUUUGAACUAACAGAAUUACGAGAUAACCUGGCCAAGCUAAUAGAAUGCAGCUAAAGAAAUGGGAUUUCAGUGCCAAUCAUCUUAAAGAUGCACUGUCUCUCUUCAUAGGACUAUGUUGGGCUCUGCAUCAAAGUUGCACAAAAUUAGAAAAAUGCUCCUCCAAGAGGGCCUAUUUUAAAUUUGAACAGUAUAUUUCAAUGUAAAAUUUAGAAUUCAUCUUGUAGCUAGUUAAAAAAGAAAACACUUGAAUUACAAAUUACCUCCAUGUAUAUUAUUGGCCAUAAAUAACUUGAAGAAAGAUAUUAACAGUAAUUAAAUGCAAUGAUUUUCUAAUUAUUAGCCAGUGGAAGAAUUAGCAGUGUCCCAGGUCACAUCCCCUUUUUGUGUUAGACACAAUGUAGAUUAUCUGCUUUUUUAUUUAAUUAAGAUAUCUAAUUGAUGUGUUUUGUGCAAAAACUUAGUGAUGACAGCCCUGUCUUUUGUUGUAAUCUUAAUAAUUUCUCAGGAUAUUUUGCACUGUUGAGAAACAGUGCCAUUACCAAUUAAUUCUUGCCAGGAGUGAGAGAGAAUUGCAUCUUUAAUUGAAACAUAGUUAAUAGAACUGCUUGUAUAGAGUUCUUCCUUUUUUUUAUACUGGAAGAUACUGUAUUUCUUUAUGAAGUUCACUCUGGUGUUCUAUAAUAUUGUCCAGUGUAUGGUUUACUUUCCAUAUUAAUUCCAUGUAUUUACAAUGAGAUACUGUCUCCCAUUUUAUUACACAUUUUGAAGCCAACCAAUGAAGGCAGGUGAGUUCCUCAGAAAAAAAGUAUUUUUAAAUUUAAAAUUUGACAUACACAGCUAAAUAUAGAUAGCCAGUCAUUUAUUGUCUGGCCAUAUUAAACAUCAAAUAUAAUUAGAAUGUGCAGUUACUUGAAGAUGUUUUAUUAGCCUAUUUUGCAAGAAAUCUUUUCUGAAUGAUCAGUGCAUUUCAGUUUUGUGUGAUAAUGGCUAGUGGAGAACACUGUUUAUUGAUCAUGUUAAGGAGAUGGCGCUAUUACAAGGGGAUUAUCUUUACGUUGAACUUGCCCAGCCAAGAGAAAUGUUUUUAGAAGCUGUGUAGUCAUAGCAAAUUGAAAUGGAGACAUGUUUUCUCUGUAUAGUUCUUCACACCACAUCUUUAUCAAAACCACACCAGGCAAUAUUCUGAACUGUUAUAGUUGUUUAAAAAGAGGAACUGAAUUCACUUAUCCUCAGUGAAUGGGUUUUAAAGUUGUUUUGAUGUAAUUUUAACAGACUUUUGGCAAACAUGCAUUUCGCUAUAUAAUAUAUUUAUUUUAAGAAAAGUCAUUGAAAGGUAAGCCAAGUGUUAUAUGUUUGCUUAUUGAAUGGGAAGUGCAUCAAAGUAUGUUGUUGCCAUAAAUUGCCUGCAAUGUUGGAGAGGGUUUUUUUUUUUUUAAAUGUAUGAAUGAGUAUCAGACUCAAGAGUCUCAAGAUGCACUGAGUUUUUGUUUGCGCCCAAAAUGAAUUUGAAUGUUAAAUACAAAAUCCAGAUGAUUACUAAAUUUGUAUAACAGACAAUUUUCUCCACUUUUACAGAGUGAUAUUCAAAACUAGAAAACGUAGGUCUGGUUUGUAUGUGUGUGUACCGUAUAUAUAAUACACACAUUCUAAUUUACAUUGGAAAGAGAGAAAAUACCUGGUUUGUUUAUAAAAUAUCAUUUUUUCUUUACAAGUGAUUUAUCAGGUUCCCCUGACAAGUCAGGAGAACAGUUUAGAUCAAAUACUAAACCAUCAUGUAUUAUACUAUAUGUACUGUACACACCAUUUACAUUUCCUUCAUAUUUUUAGGGUAUUUUCUCACCUAUUUUAUUUAUUAAGAGGGGGAAAAGCUUAGUUCAGCGUGCGUGUGGUUGAAAGCUUUCUGUGGUGAGUUACAUAUUUUUUAUGUGGUGGAUGUUAAAUGAUGAUGAUAUGGGUAACUUCAUCAGGUGAGCAGAAAUCACCAGAUUUUAAUUUACAUGAAGAUAUUUGGGGCUGAUUCUCUUGUGAUUUAUACCAGUGAUUACACACAGAAGAAUCUGCAAUGAUGUCAGUGGAGUUACACUGGUUAAAACUGGUUUAUGUGCCAGGAGAAUCAAGCCCAUUAAAACUGGAUGGGCUUAAUUAGGAGGAAGUAAAAGGAAAAACAAUAGCAAGUUGAUAGGAUAAUAAAUGUGAUAUUAUUUAAAAUUAUAUUAUCUGAACUUUUAAAAAUAUCAUUUAAAUGUGGGAAAAUAGCUUACAAAAAUAUUUCCACUUAAAUUUUUUGUAUACGUGUGUUACAUGAGUAUUUUUAUGUAUACAUACAUACACAUAUGUAUAUAUAGUACAUGGGAAAAAUUUAGAUGUGCACAUUUUUAAUAUUUUCCUAGUGAAAUGAAAUUUAAAAUUGGAAAAUAAUAUUUGAAAAUUUCUUUUCUCAUAAAGUAGAGAUGCUUGAUUUCAUUUUUUAAAAUAAUUCAAUCUACUGAGGGCUGCACCUUUGAAUUCCCAAGUAGUUGUCAAACAUGGAUAUGGGAUAAGGUGGACAUAAGUGCACAUAUAAAUAAAAUCUUAUUGUUAAGAGUAUUUUAAAUGUUCAUUUUCAGUAGGUGAGUGUGUAGAAAUUGUAAUCUAAAGUGCAUAAUUAGGUGGUUAUACCUACUGUAGCCUCUCCACUUCUGUAUUAAGAUAUUUGAAACAUUAAUUUUUCCCCAGCGACAGGUAUUAUACAUUGUAUCCAGGGGCAGCUCUAGGCACCAGCAAAGCAAGCACAUGCUUGGGGCAGCCCAUUUGCAGGGGCGGCAGGGAUCCAGCAUGGGAGCUGAGAACCAACAGGGGGCCCUGGGAGCUGUAGUUCCUUGGUUAGCUCCCUGCCUAUAGAGCCAGCCCUGGAGCAGGGAAAGAACUACAUUUCCCAGCAUUCCUUUGGCCACUACCAACAGGAAAGAGGGGGAGGGAGUGAGGAAGCUGAGACCUCAUUCUACAGCCUGCUUUGAAUGGAGAGCUGCACUGGGAAGGUAGGGAUACCAUAUUUUAACAUUCAAAAAAUAGGACACUCCACGGGGAGGGAGGGUAGCCCCACCCUGCCCCCAUCCACUCCCUCCGACUGCCCCCCACAGAAACCCCAACCCAUCCAACUCCCCUGCUCCCUGUUCCUUGAUCACCCCCCCCCAGGACCCCUGCCCCAACUGCCCCCCAGAUCCCACCCCCUAUGUAAGCCCCACUGGUCCUUGUCCCCUGAGACACCCCCCCAAGUUCCCCACUAGGACUCCACCCCCUACCUGUCUCUUGACAAACCCCUGGGACUCCCAUGCCUAUCCAACUGCUGCCUGUCCCCUGAGUGCCCCCCCGAACCUCUGACCCAUCUACCCCCCCAUCUCCCUGCCCCUGACUGCCCCCCCGAACCUCCGCCCCAUCCAACCCCCCCACUCCCUGUCCCUUGACUGCUCCCCCGGAACUCCCUACCCCUUUUCCAACCUCCUAGCCCCCUUACCAUGCCACUCAGACCAGUGUGUCUGGCUUCACGCAGUGCCAGACACGCUGCUGCAUACAUGCUGCCGUGCUCCCCUGCGGAGCCACAGCCCCCUCCCCCCCCCCAGCACCUGCCUUCCAGAUUUGAUAACCUCAAAAUUCAGGAGUACUCAAGCUCAGUUACUUCAUUUCUCCCAAAUCAAAUAUACUGAUCCACUGUAACGUGCUGUAGAAAAAGUAGGAUAAAAUUGAGCAAGAAAUGCUUCCCAGUGGUUAUUAGGACUGGAAUUGCUAUUUUCAGCACCCAUUGCCUUUUUUGUUUGUUUGUUUGUUUGUUUGUUUAAAAGGAAUACAGUGAUAUCGCAUUGGGAAAUUCCCCAUAAAAAGAAAGAGUGGAACAAAAGAAUAAUAAAGGCACCUCAACUUUCCCUCAUUUAUGGAGGACAGUCUUAUAAUAUGCAUCCAGAUAUCCUCCAAUCACACAAGCUGAAAAUUGUUCCACUUUACUGCAGUUCUGUAACCAUAUGGGAACCAAUUCUGUCUGUGUUCUGUGCACAUCCAAAAUUCCUGCUGAAUGACCUGCCCUGGGAGCGAGUUACCAGUGACCCAGGGCUGCAGCGGAAGGAGGGUGCAGGUGGUGGGGGAAGAUCCCAGGGCUGGGGCGGCAGGAGGUGUGUGUG
Molecule: messenger RNA, 6293 nt
Organism: Malaclemys terrapin pileata
Lineage: Eukaryota; Metazoa; Chordata; Testudines; Emydidae
Gene: HOMER1
Product: homer scaffold protein 1
Exons: 9
Coding region: 1129-2196 (355 amino acids)
Biological process (GO): G protein-coupled glutamate receptor signaling pathway; regulation of store-operated calcium entry
Cellular component (GO): plasma membrane; dendrite; postsynaptic density
Molecular function (GO): G protein-coupled glutamate receptor binding
Source: RefSeq, a predicted model, not a curated record